Messenger RNA from Schizophyllum commune H4-8, 2268 nucleotides. RefSeq lists its product as uncharacterized. The record is from RefSeq and is a predicted model, not a curated record. The coding region runs from base 1 to 2268 and encodes 755 amino acids. The transcript is spliced from 5 exons. Lineage: Eukaryota; Fungi; Basidiomycota; Agaricomycetes; Agaricales; Schizophyllaceae.
AUGGGCCAACACCACGAGGCAGUCACGAUCACGAUCACGUGGACAAGGCCGCAGCGGAUGGCCCGAACCCCCACCGAGACAAAGCGACGACCAUCGUGGCAAUUCUGCCUUGACCACUUCCUAUCAUCAACUGCACUUCAGACACCGUCUUCAGCCUACACUGCACAGGACAUUAGCGGCGGCCAGCCCCAUACAGACCACAUCCACUCACCCAACAUAAACGCCACUCCCAGGACAAUGCCAAAUCGCAUUGCAAUCGACAAAAAGCUCCAAAGCACACUCCUGUGCAACGUCCAGGACCUUGUACAGCACGUCUUCCCGAGUGACGUCUGCAAGAUGUCGCUAAUGGAUCUGGCCGACGAUCUGGUGAAGACGCACCACGACGCAAGCGCCAAACGCUGGCGCCUCUGGCCGCGCGGCGACAUGCCAUUCGCCGAAAAGACCGCCAGCUUCCUCAAUCGCCUCGCCAAAGGCAUCAGGGCGUCCUGGAGAAGGCACGGCGUCGACAUGACCAACCUCCCCGUCCGCUUCUGGCACGGUAACACCGACUUCGAAGGCUUGAUCGGCGAGUCUCGCGCCCCGCCGACCCUCGUCCUCUGGGAUACCGCAAGACCAUUCUUCUGGGGCCACGCGCUGGCCAUCGGCUCGGCCGUAGAGGGCCUCGACGAUCCCAACGUCUAUCACCCACUGCAGGGCAUCGCUGACGCCGCGGGCCCGCUCAUGUCGCUGCAGCCAACGCGCCUGUACAAGCUGGCACUUGACAUGCACAGCGAUGCCAGGCGUGGAGAGAUGUUGCGCCUGAUAGCCUUCGAUCGCGCAGGGCUCGUGCUCUCGGAGAGCUUCCCCCUCCACGACCCCCGCUUCGCCCCGUACAUCGUCCGCAUCGUCGCGGGCAUGAUGUUCGCGCCGCACCAUCGGCUGGGGUGGGACGCGACCAUCUACCUUCGCGACGACAAGUUGUUCGCGGAAGCGGGCGUCAAAGACGCUGCGGAAUACAUCGACGGCGAGGAGGACGAUGCUGGCACCGAAUUCGAGAUCCUCGAACGUACAACGCGCGAUCCACCUCCCAAGCUACACCAGAAAGCGACGACAUGCUAUCGAGUGCGCGGGCCCGAUGAGCGAGACUAUGCCUUGAGAGGGGCCUGGGACGAGUCCUGCGACCCUCACGGCUACCAGAACGAGCUCAGGACUGCUAAGCUCCUUGGUCACGUCGAGGGCGUCGCGGAUAUCGUCGCUAGCGGCGUCGUGAGACAGAACGGUAGAUUGCAAACGACGGAUGGAUUGCGAAGCUGCCUUCAGGAAGAUGACACGGAUUUCGACAAGUUCGUCAAGUCCACCUGGCGGACGCACCACCGCGCGCUUCUCUUUCCAUUCUGCGAGGACUUGUCCCUAUUCAGGAAUAGAGGGGAGUUACUGCAUGUUCUCUGCGAUGGCGUUGCAGCCAUAGGGCGGUUGGAGAAAAGGAGGAUACUGCACUGUGAUAUCUCCUGUAACAACGUCAGGAUAUGGAGACCGCCCUCCGGCCGCGUCCGCGGCAUGCUGAUCGACUUGGAGAAGGCGUGCACACUGAACGCGAAGGGGGAGAACUCCGACCAGAUCUUGACGGGUACCGUCAUCUUCUUCUCCGUCGGCGUCUUGCAGAAAGCAGUCCGCGGCGUGAAGGACGACCUCGAGUCACUCGUCUACGUCCUCAUCUACAUCUGCACGAUAUACGAGGGCCCUGGCGGCGUCGCGCGCAGGGAUAAGUCCUGGAGGGACUUCGCCAUCAGCUGCUGGGACAAGACCAGCGCCGAGCACGUCGAGCACAAGAUGGCGCUGCGCCGGAACGAGGAGGGCGCGAUUGACGGCGUCCUCAAAGAUUUUACACCGUACUUCGCGAGCUUCAAGCCGCUGGUGCGAAGAUUGUUGCUGAAGAUGGGCGAGGUCGGUACGAAGGGGCUGACGUGUCAGAUGCUUUUUGGCAUUCUGGACGGGGCGCGGCAGGUGCUUGAGACGCCAGUGGAUGCCGGGGCCGACCCGGAGACGCCCAAGGAGAGCGUGACGAGCGAGACGACCUUGUGCAGCCCGGUGGACACGGUCGAGGAGAAGGAGCUGGAGGACAACAAGGAGAACGAGGUCCCCAUCAUCAAACUCCUCGAAGGCGUGCACGGACGGCGACGCAAGCGAUCCAGGGUUGAGUCCAGCGAUGAAAAUCUGCCCGGAGAGGUGGAAGAGCACAAACCGAAGCGCGCACGGGUCUUGCGGGAUAUUCGGGACGAGGAUGCUUAG